AUGGUGAACUACUAUCGCCGUUGUCUUCCCCAUGGUACCACCAUUCUGCAGCCACUCAACAGCCUUUUGACUCACUCUAAGAAGAAACCGGUGAUGACCGAGGAUGCCGUCAAAUCCUUCAAUGACGUCAAGGUCGCAAUUGUGAAAGCAACUCUGCUUGCCCACCCCCGCUCAGAUGCCCAGCUAACUCUCAUGACAGAUGCUUCCAGCACUGCAUUUGGUGCAUCACUGCAGCAAACUGUUAGUGGUGUUCUACAGCCUGUGGCUUUCUUCUCGAAGAAGCUCAGCCCAGCAGAGACCCGCUACAUUGUCUUCGGCCGAGAACUGCUCGCUGUCUACUUAUCCAUCCGGCACUUCCGACAUUUCCUCGAGGGUCGCGAAUUUGUCGUUCUGACAGAUCACAAGCUACUCGGUUUUGCACUGAGGGCCUCUCCCGAUCGAUACUCGCCCCGUGAAAGUCGUCAUCUCGACUGUAUCUCACAGUUUUCCUGCGACACCCAACAUGUUCAUGGUAAGGAAAAUGUGGUUGCUGAUGCCCUUUCAAGAAUCGAGAUGGCUUCCAUCACAACAGACGCUAUAG
Spirometra erinaceieuropaei is the source of this 580-nucleotide messenger RNA. The record is from the annotation of a GenBank genome assembly. Lineage: Eukaryota; Metazoa; Platyhelminthes; Cestoda; Diphyllobothriidea; Diphyllobothriidae.